AAUGUUUUCAUCAGCUGAUUUGACGUUUUCAUUUCUGAUUCAUUGAAAAACAUUAAGAAAAAAUGGAAAGAUAAAUAUUUUUCAGUUGUAAAGAUGUUUCAGAAAAAUAUCACUAAAUCGUUUUAAUAUUAAAAUUAAAAAAAAACUAUGGCCAGUUUAUCUAUUGAUAACAAUGUAUAUAAUUUUAAGGUAGUUCUCCUUGGUGAAGGAUGUGUGGGAAAAACAUCAGUUGCCCUUAGAUAUGUUGAAGAUAAAUUUAAUGAUAAACAUAUUAGUACUGAACCAACAAUACAGGCUUCAUAUCUUAGAAAAAAAUUGAAUAUUAAUGGAAAAAGGAUAAAUCUCGCUAUUUGGGAUACAGCCGGACAGGAAAAAUUCCAUUCGUUAGGACCAAUUUAUUAUCGAAUGUCUAAUGGAGCAAUAUUAGUUUAUGAUAUAACCGAUAAAGCAUCAUUCCAAAAAGUUAAAGACUGGGUUAAAGAAUUAAAAAAAAUUGUUGGAAGUGAUAUUUGUUUGGUAAUAGCUGGAAAUAAAGUUGACCUUGAAAAGGAAAGAAAUGUUUCCUCAGAUGAAGCGGAAGAAUACGCAAAACAAGUUGGUGCUGCGCAUUUUAAUACUUCAGCUAAAUUAAAUCAAAAUAUAGAAGAGGUAUUUUUUGAUUUAACACGAUGUAUGAUGGUACAUGCCGAUGAAGUGCAAAAUAAUUUAACAAAAACUAAUAAUUCUCGACGUAAUGUUGUUGUCGUCGAAGACGAAACGGAAGAAUCGCAAUCAACCAAAAGUUCAUGUUGUUCAUCACAAAGAUCCUAAUUUAUAAAGGUAUACAGCAAUAAAAAAUAAAAAAAACACAAAUUUGAAGACUUGCGAACAUGUUCUACAAUCAGUGCAUUUGGCUUUGGUUAACUUAAAUGGAAUGUUAAAAUAUAUUAAUAAAUGCAAAUAAUAAGUUAGAUGGAUAGUUGACAAUUGACGAAAAAUACAUUUUUACUGUAAAAAAAAAUAUUUUAAUUAAAAGAGGAGUGUUUUCUGUGA
Molecule: messenger RNA, 1032 nt
Organism: Leptopilina boulardi
Lineage: Eukaryota; Metazoa; Arthropoda; Insecta; Hymenoptera; Figitidae
Gene: Rab21
Product: ras-related protein Rab-21-like
Exons: 5
Coding region: 148-810 (220 amino acids)
Biological process (GO): Rab protein signal transduction
Molecular function (GO): GTPase activity; GTP binding
Source: RefSeq, a predicted model, not a curated record